AAAAGGUGGGGGGUGGUUGGAUUUGGAUGAGGUGGAUUUUUUACUCUUCUUUUUGUAGAAGCAAUUUAUUGAAAUUUAAAAGCCCGAUUUUGCUCUGCUCUUUUUUCAUAUUUCUUUUCUUCUUUUCUGCUGUUGGUAACUGACAAAAAAAAUAAAGCCAACUGGUCUUUAUUUGUAUUUUUAAGAACUCUCGCUCUCUUUCUAUAUUUGAGCGCAAAGAAAAAAGACAAAGGACAAGACGUUGCUUGAAAGUCCAAUAGAGCCCGACAGCCUUAUUGUAACCGUGCGCCCUCUCCUCCCCCUUAUUCACACUUGUCGCUCAAUACACAAAAGAAAAAAUCAAAAGCAUGCUGCGCGAGCUAUUGCUUCCAAAGCCAAAAAGCAUUUUCGGCUGCAUCCCCCUGGGCCCCGGGACACUUCUAGCCGCCACAGCGUUGCUCUCAUGGCACUUGCUCAGCCUCGCCACGGGGUUCCGCAGCCCCUGGGCACUCUACAGUCUUUGGAUGGCCGUAUCCUCGGCGGCGCUCCUCUACGGCCAGCACAAGCGCGACCUCGGCCACGUGCACUGGUUCGCAAUGGCGGUUUUUGCAGACAUUUUCAUCUACGCCGCGUGCAUUCCAUACGAGAGCGAGCUCAGGAUGACUGAUUUCGAGCGGUGCGAAGUGGCAAUGACAACCAACCCGAUGUCAAUGGAGUACUGUCUGGAGCAUGUCCACGAGAUUAAAACUAUUGCGUUUGCAAUGCGCUGUCUGGCCGUGCUGGCAAAAGUGUACUUGGCUGCUGUGGCCAGGAGUUACGAGCUUGCGUGCGGGUUUUGAAAUGCUAAUGUAAUGGUUACUUGAUAAACGUAGCUUUUUGCUCAAAAUCCUUUUUUUGUAAUUUCCAUAUGUGUAUGCGUUGCAAUACACCAGAGGGAAAAUAAAGGUUACUCGACGACAAUCCCUCCCCAGCCCAUACAAAAAGGAUCACAUCUCGUUACACUUGAAGCCACGAGUGCUUGUGGUCGAAUCCUUGGAUGGCUUUGACCCCAACCCUCAUGUUUUUUGCAAUCCGCCCUAACCGAGAAGUAGACGCACUUCGGUGCGGGCUAAGCUAGAGCUCAGGUGGCCCCUUGGCAUUUUACCAUAUCCAUGCUGUCCUCAUAAGGGGGUUAAUAAAGCAACCAGAAAAAAUUUAAUCCACCCUAACUGCGUCACUUGAAAAAUCGAAACCAAAUUUCUU
Messenger RNA from Kickxella alabastrina, 1221 nucleotides. RefSeq lists its product as uncharacterized. The transcript has a single exon. The record is from RefSeq and is a predicted model, not a curated record. The coding region runs from base 348 to 818 and encodes 156 amino acids. NCBI's taxonomy places the organism in Eukaryota, Fungi, Kickxellomycota, Kickxellomycetes, Kickxellales, Kickxellaceae.